Molecule: messenger RNA, 264 nt
Organism: Prunus armeniaca (apricot)
Lineage: Eukaryota; Viridiplantae; Streptophyta; Magnoliopsida; Rosales; Rosaceae
Source: the annotation of a GenBank genome assembly
AUGCGGAGGAGCCGCGACUUGGUCGUCUCUGAAUGGAGGGGGCCUUUACCCUUGCUGGAUUGGGACACUGUGGUGAGAGUGCUCCGGCUGGUUUGGCUGGGUAUGCUCAGGUUCCCGGGUAAGGCUGCAUUGGGAGCCCUGGGCUUGAUUUAUCUCUCAGUUACGCCUCAAUGUGCGGUAGUCAUGCUCGAGCUCGACGUUCUUAGCAUGAAGAUGGUCAUAUUUCUCGGACAUUUUGGUGACACUGGCACGGAGGCUCUCUAG